GCGCAAUAUCGCGAGACUUCUCGGGAACGCUUGCGAAACAAUCAGUUCGGGGUUUGUGAACAAUUCCUCCUUAGAUCUAAAGGCACAAACUAGAUGAUUCGCGCCAAUAUCUCAAGCAGCUGAUGUUAUUACUCCAACCUCACGAAAGUGAUAAACUGACACGUUUUCAUUUUCGCCAAAAACAAAUGUAUAUCGAAGACGCCUUUGAGUUCAUGGGUUGCACAUGCGCAGUUCGGUGCGAGACAACCGUUAGACCCGAACUCAUUUCUACGCAUGAGUUUAGCUAGCCAACGUCGCCAUGAAAUCGUCGUCAAAUGUGAUCAGGAAUUUUUAUUUGAGAAUCCGUUUUUGCCCACUUUACUAGCUGCCUAUCUUGGUACUGCUCGUAAAGCGGGCAUGUGCAUUUAUUCUUCCAGCCCUACAGGUGGCAAUGUGCGACGGAGGUCUACAAUCUCAGCUAUGUAAUGAAAUCCGGCUUCGCAUUUUCCAGGUUUCCACUGAAGGGAAUUCUUUAUUGAAGUAAACACAUAAGGCAAUUGAUAAGUUGUGAAGGCACCGGGAAAGGAAACAGCCAGCCCGAAAGAAAUUAGCUUUUACAUUAGGGAUUUCCUCAGUUAAUUUGCGUAAACGCUUCAUUGUAGCUAAAGUGGUUGAGUUGUUCGGCGUGUUCGCAACGCCAGGUGUUAGACCAGAAUAAGUGUUGGUGGGUGGAAAAUGCCAUCUUUUUUAUGGAGGCUUUGGCCUGGCCUGGUGCUGAUCCUCCUCCCGUCUACGCUGGCGGCUGACAAAGAGUCUUCGUUACUACAGGACUGGCACGACGUGUGGUUGUUCCGCUUCUUCCUCAACGUGCUGGGCUACGCCACCAUCAUCAUACCUGGCUACUUUCUCAUCGGCUACUUCAAGAGGAUCAACUACCUCGAAACAGGUCGUGGCAUUUGCUAUCCUGUCAUAAAGGCCUGUGUGUUUGGUAGUGAAUCGAAGACUGGUCUCCUGGACGACGUGUCCAUAGCUCCGAGAAAUGACGCUGACUCGGGCUCGUCGGCCAGACAAGCCUUCAAGUUAGUCUUCUGCGCUGCGGGACUUCAGACAUCCUACCUGACAUGGGGUGUCCUACAGGAGAGGGUGAUGACACGCUCGUACGGGGCCUCCACCCCCGAGGAGGAGGGUGAGCGCUUCAAGGACUCCCAGUUCCUGGUGUUCAUGAACCGCAUCCUGGCGCUGACUGUGUCUGGCCUGUGGUGUCUCCUAUUCAAGCAACCUCGCCACGGUGCGCCCAUGUAUAAAUACUCGUUCGCCUCGCUCUCCAACGUCCUCAGCAGCUGGUGCCAGUACGAGGCCCUCAAGUACAUCAGCUUCCCCACCCAGGUGCUGGCUAAGGCCUCUAAAGUGAUCCCCGUCAUGCUAAUGGGUAAGAUUGUGUCGCACAAGAGCUACGAGUACUGGGAGUACCUGACGGCGGCUCUGAUCUCUCUGGGCGUCAGCAUGUUCUUGUUGACGAGCACGACCGGUAAGCACCCGUCUACGGUAACAACGUUCAGCGGCGUGGUCAUCUUGGUCGGCUACAUUGUCUUCGACAGCUUCACAUCCAACUGGCAGGACAACCUGUUCAAGUGCAAGAUGUCGUCGGUACAGAUGAUGUUCGGCGUCAACCUCUUCUCCUGCCUCUUCACCGUGGGCUCUCUGCUGGAGCAGGGCGCCUUCUUCGACUCGCUGGCCUUCAUGACGCGACAUUCGGAGUUUGCAUUCCAUGCCGUGCUGUUGUCGGUGUGCUCAGCAUGCGGCCAGCUCUUCAUCUUCUACACCAUCGCACAGUUCGGCGCCGCCAUCUUCACCAUCAUCAUGACCCUUCGGCAGGCCAUCGCCAUCCUGCUCUCCUGUUUCCUGUAUGGCCACGCCGUCACAAUGGUGGGGGGCUUCGGCAUGGCCGUGGUCUUCCUCGCCCUCUUCCUGCGCGUCUAUGCCCGCAUCCGCAUGAAGGCAGGACGCAGGGCGCCGCAGCCACAGGUGCAGAAGGUCUAGGAGGAGGAGUCUGAGGAGGGAACUGGAAAAACAAAAACUAAAGCCACGUUUUCGUUGGUUUUUUUUUCUGUCUCUGUGUGUCCCUUUUGACUUUUUGUGUUCAUUUAAUGGGUUUCUACUUUGCAUAGGAAAGGUACAGAAAGGGAUUCUAAUGCCUUUUUAAAGGUGUUUGACUUGACACGCACCGAGCCGUCGUCACACAGGUCAAUUAGUCUCAAAAACCCAACCCUAGGCAACACAGUGACUAGGUUCUGAUUUCAAUGAUGGACUCUUGUCAUAGAGGAACCAUGUCACUGCCUAAGUCACUACUUUAUCUGCUUGAAUAAAAUGCAAAAUUAUCACACAGGUUAUUUUUAAUGAGUGAAUUAUGCAAGUGGAUAGUUAGCAUCAACUACCUUAACUAAAACCACUGCAAAGUUAUUGCCUGCAAAAUCACGAUGUUCUGUCAUAUCUGCCUCUUAGUCACUGUGUUGCCUAGGGUCAGGUUUCAAGGGUACAGGUCAAUGGGAGUGAUUCGGCUGGACCAGUCAGCAGUCAUGCCCGUUUAAGUGUCUAUGACCCCAAAAUUACACAGCAAUCGUCGCUUGUACGUUUUUUCUGUCAAACCCAGUUCAAACGCAUGCAACAUCGGCAUGUCAAAUGUAAACAACUAAUAAAAUGGCUAUUGAUUUCAGCCUUUGCGAUAUGCUUCUGGAGCUGCAGUCAAAGAACAAAAAUCUGAUGUUUGUAGUUUUGGGGUAAUCACUAGUACAUGAGCUGUAUACUGCAAGCCUUCAGCUAUGAGUAAUGUAAUAUUGUGAAUGGCACUAUAUUAAGCUUAUAAGGCCUCUAUGAAAAGAGGACAUGAGAUACUAUGGUGAGCAGGCCCCAAGUAAGGUCCCGUUUUGGAUCAUCUCUGUGUAGAUACUGCAUCAAUUUAGUUUAAAACUAAUAAUUGCAUUGUUGUACAUUUUGGGCAUGAGAGAAAUGUUUGUAAUCAUUACCAGUUCAUGAUCAGGUAAUGCUGCUUGAGAAUAUUUUAUUUGUUUCAUAUAAAGAAGCAGGUAUGGUAGAGGUCUCACUUUUGGCAUUAUUCUGACUUGAGAUCUAUGUUCUUAACUAAAGAAGUCUACCAUUGAGAUCAAGGAAGGAUUUACACGAACGUCCAGGUUGUGUCAGACGGAUCUCAAGUCAAAUUACCGCCCUUUCAGAUCAUAAGAAUAGCAUAGUUCAUACAUCUUUAGUUGACUGAUGUGUUGUUCCUCAUGGCUUACCAUAGUGUAUGAUGAGGAAAGUUACUGAGUGACCCCACAGAAAAUGUUUUACUAUUUUCCUAACAUCACAAGAAUAAAUGCACAGCUUACCAGCAGACCAUCAAAAAGAGCUUUGCAGAGUUACUAUGUUCUAUUUUAUAUGGAGUGAGAGGGGAAAGAGAGAUUUCAAA
Molecule: messenger RNA, 3442 nt
Organism: Oncorhynchus tshawytscha (Chinook salmon)
Lineage: Eukaryota; Metazoa; Chordata; Actinopteri; Salmoniformes; Salmonidae
Product: adenosine 3'-phospho 5'-phosphosulfate transporter 1
Exons: 4
Coding region: 715-2019 (434 amino acids)
Biological process (GO): transmembrane transport
Cellular component (GO): endoplasmic reticulum membrane; Golgi membrane
Molecular function (GO): 3'-phosphoadenosine 5'-phosphosulfate transmembrane transporter activity
Source: RefSeq, a predicted model, not a curated record